CACGGGGCGCAGCUGGGAGACCGUGAGUCAGCUCGCUACUUCUUAGAACGGUUUCCAUUCAGAUACUUCUAUGUUUUAUUUUAAUUGGCUUUUGACGUGCUGUUUCAUAACGUUUUAUUGUGUUCAAUAGAGGCGAUUCGUUAUGUGCAUAAUUAGAAGCCGUUUGAUUUUAACUUCUUUGCUAAGAGUUUUCACGGAGAAAAAGUUCGGCAAAGGACAAUUUUGCCGCACCGGGUGCCUUGAUUUGGGGUUUUGGACACAUGGUCCUUGGAGGUGAAGGUUGACACUGCCCUGCCCUGGGUGGGGCUCUGGUCCCUGGCCUUGGACGUUCCCUACAGGAACAGGGUCAUACACCUCAGAGGGCCCCGGGGGGCAUCUGUUUUAGGGGCUCAGGUUGACAGGACUAAGACAGCCUUCACAGGGCCUGGACCUUUUCUCUCAGAAUCCCCCUCUGAAAGAAGCAUCCUGGAACCCCUUGUUUCCUCAUAGCUGACUCUGUGGGGGAAGUUUCAGAGGUAAAGCCAGCUUCACACUCCUGGAAUUUGGUAUUUGGUAUUCACUGAGUAACUGGGAUGGCCUCGGAGGAGGGGAGAGGGACAGGUCUGGCCAGUUCUGUGGUGUUGUUUAUACUUGAGAUUACCUCACAGGUCCCAACCCGCUUCCCCGCCCCAUCUGGUGGGGGCUGGCCCUCAGCCUGCCAGCCCCCUUUUGCCCACAUGCCGGGGAAGCCAGGGGGAACAUGGAUCUCCCUGUGGACAUCAGCUGAGUCUGGAAGCCUCACCCCUCAGGAGACCAUGGAAAGGGACGGCAGCCGGAAUGCUUCCCCGGCAGGGACGUCUCCAGCCCGGGCAUCCCCUUCCAGGUCAGCAUCCGGCAGGUCAUCGUCCGCCAGGUCAGCCUCCACGGCCUCCUCUCCGACGAGAGUGUACCUUGUUAGAGCAACACCAGUGGGGGCCGUGCCCAUCCGGGCAUCUCCUGCCAGGUCGGCCCCAGCUACCAGGGAGAGCCCAGGUGUCAGCUUGCCCAAGUUCACCUGGCGGGAGGGCCAGAAGCGGCUGCCACUCAUCGGAUGUAUCCUCCUCCUCAUCGCCCUCGUGGUGUCGCUCAUCAUCCUCUAUGGGGGAAGAGAGCCCCAGAGUCCAAGAGGGAUUGCAGUCUACUUCUGGCGGGGCCACACAGGAAUCAAGUACAAGGAGCCAGUGGAGAGCUGCCCCAUACAUGCCGUGCGCUGUGAUGGGGUCGUGGACUGUAAGCUGAGAAGUGAUGAGCUGGGCUGUGUGAGGUUUGAUUGGAACAAGUCUCUGCUUAAAGUCUACUCUGGAUCCUCCCAUCAGUGGCUUCCCAUCUGCAGUGACAGCUGGAACGACUCCUACUCAGAGAAGACGUGCCAGCAGCUGGGUUUCAUGAGUGCUUACCGGACAACCGAGGUGGCCCACAGGGAUCUCACCAGCAGCCUCUCAAUCUCCAAAUACAACUCUACCCUCCAGGAAAGCCUCUACAGGUCUGAAUGCCCUUCCCAGCAGUAUGUCUCUCUCCAGUGUUCCCACUGUGGACUGAGGGCCAUGACCGGGCGGAUCGUGGGAGGGGCGCUGGCCCCAGAGAGCAAGUGGCCUUGGCAAGUGAGUCUGCAGUAUGGCACCACGCACAUCUGCGGGGGCACGCUGAUCGAUGCCCAGUGGGUGCUCACCGCCGCUCACUGCUUCUUUGUGACCCGGGAGAAGAUCCUGGAGGGCUGGAAGGUCUACGCAGGUACCAGCAACCUGCUCCAGCUGCCUGCGGCGGCCUCCAUCUCCCAGAUCAUCAUCAAUGGCAACUACACGGACGAGGAGGACGACUAUGAUAUUGCCCUCAUGCGGCUCUCCAAGCCCCUGACCCUGUCUGCUCAUGUCCACCCUGCCUGCCUCCCUAUGCACGGACAGACCUUCAGCCUCAAUGAGACCUGCUGGAUCACAGGCUUUGGCAAGACCAAGGAGACAGAUGAGAAGACAUCCCCCUUCCUCCGGGAGGUACAGGUCAACCUCAUUGACUUUAAGAAGUGCAAUGACUUCUUGGUCUAUGACAGUUACCUUACCCCAAGGAUGAUGUGUGCUGGGGACCUUCGGGGAGGCAGAGACUCCUGCCAGGGAGACAGCGGGGGGCCCCUGGUCUGUGAGCAGAACAGUCGCUGGUACCUGGCAGGAGUCACUAGCUGGGGCACAGGCUGUGGCCAGAGGAACAAGCCCGGUGUGUAUACCAAAGUGACAGAAGUCCUCCCCUGGAUCUACAGCAAGAUGGAGAGUGAGGUGCGCUUCCGGAAAUCCUAAGCAGCUGUCCUGUCCCACCUCACAGCCCUGGCUGCAUAAAGACUCUGGCCAAAGCGACUGGGCCAUUUGCAAUGUCAUCUGGGCCAAAGGUUCCGAGGUUCUGUGUCACUCCCACCUCCGCUGUCUACUGCCUCUGUGAAUGUGCACGUGUAUGUGUGUGUGUGUGUGUGUGUAUGUGUGUAGUUGCUCUCCCAAGGUUUUCCAGAAACCAGGAGAGCUGUCAGCCCUUUCCAGACCCCAGGCUGGAAAGCACCUGGAGAUAACAGUUUGGGCGCUGUGGACCUUCCUGUAAGGGCGUCCGUCACGGAUGGAGGAGGUUGAGCCCAGACAGCGCCCAGAGGAAGGGCUUAGAAGAUCACAUCAGAAAUUCCUGCUCCUCGGACCCUGGCUCAGAGACUAGCCCAGACUGAGAAGCCACCAGCAUCGCCGCCGUCCUGGGAUGGAUUGCGGGUGUCGUUGGAGUACUGGGGCCGUCCCCGGCGGGAAGGUGCCCCCCCUCGGCAUUACAAGCAUCCUGCCCUUUCUCAGGCCUCCUGCGGGUGCCCUGGGUGUGGAGGGCAGACUGAGCGGUGGCUGCCCAGGCUGACAGCUGGCUGUGUGUGGUCACAGGCUACUGGGGCAGAUUUUUAUUGUAUUUUUAUAUUCAAGAAAUGGAAGUAGAUGUAUUUUUAAAGAUUCUCCAAGACUUCCAGGAGCCUGAAGAGCUAACAUCCAUCACCCCCAACACUCCAAGAGACUCUUGGGGGCUGUACCAUUCCAGAGUCCUGCUGAGUGUUCCUGACAUCCAGGGACCCGAGGAAGGAGCCCCUUCGGGGCGCUUAGGGAAGAGCGUCCUCGCGUGGGCUGGCGGGCAGGUCAUCACAGAGAGCCACGACUGUCGCCGCGUCCAAGGGCUACACCCAGGGCGUGAAGACAUGGCUGCUGCUGCUUCUCCGUGG
Messenger RNA from Leopardus geoffroyi (Geoffroy's cat), 3241 nucleotides. RefSeq names its product transmembrane serine protease 13 (gene TMPRSS13). The coding region runs from base 573 to 2303 and encodes 576 amino acids. Gene Ontology annotation, cellular component: membrane. The transcript is spliced from 14 exons. The record is from RefSeq and is a predicted model, not a curated record. Gene Ontology annotation, molecular function: serine-type endopeptidase activity; protein binding. NCBI's taxonomy places the organism in Eukaryota, Metazoa, Chordata, Mammalia, Carnivora, Felidae. Gene Ontology annotation, biological process: proteolysis.